Messenger RNA from Solea senegalensis (Senegalese sole), 2648 nucleotides. Its product is annotated as insulin receptor substrate 2-A-like. The transcript is spliced from 6 exons. Gene Ontology annotation, molecular function: insulin receptor binding; phosphatidylinositol 3-kinase binding. The record is from RefSeq and is a predicted model, not a curated record. Gene Ontology annotation, biological process: insulin receptor signaling pathway. NCBI's taxonomy places the organism in Eukaryota, Metazoa, Chordata, Actinopteri, Pleuronectiformes, Soleidae. Bases 466 to 2307 code for a protein of 613 amino acids. Gene Ontology annotation, cellular component: plasma membrane; cytosol.
AUCGAAAGUGGUGGUCUCAGACUCUUAGUUAUAGAAGAGAAAAGUUAGAGGAAAAACACGGUCGCGUCUACUUUCGUCAGGGGCUGACUGCAGGAAAACAGGAGGGCCAAAGUAUCGAGACAACAUGUUCACCAUUCACGCACACAGUCCCACACCUACGGGCAAUUGAAAGUGUAAAAUUAAACCUAGGUGGUCACGUGGCCUAGCUAGCUAUCUGAAGGUCGCGAGUUCGAUCCUCACUUGCCGCAGUGGUUUUCUUCUGCUUGCUCUUGAAUGAGAAUUUGUAUUCUUCAGAUUUAAACCUCGGCAGCUGUAUUUAGUGUUAAUUGCAGACAGUGGAGUGUUUUCUACGUGGGUAUGCUGCGUGGCGACAUACCUGUCGCGGAAAUUGAACGUUGCACUUGUUUCCAGGUGUGAUGUUAGUACUGGCCGACAGUUCCAGGUAUUCAGCUUGGAGUGAAUGAGAUGGCUGAAGGCCAUGCCAGGUGUGACAACCACAGGAGAUCCACACCUGCCUCCUCCUCCUCCCCUCUGUCAUCUCCUUGCCACAGUUCCACCCAAACAUGGCCGCCAGCCAGCUCUCCCCCACAGCCUCACUGGUUGAAUGGUCUUCAAAUGGCACAAGACAUGGACUUGGAGGAAGAUCACGUGCAGAGGAGUUCAUCUCGUUUCUAUGAGGAGCUCUUUUGUAGCAGCCAGUCUUGCGGGUCCUUGGUUCCUCCGGUUCCCCUGGUUCCCCUGCUUCCCCUGGCCGGGGCCCUCCUGGCCUCCUCUCGGCCACAGAGUGAUGCAGUGAAACAAGGCUACCUGGGGAAGAUGGAGCGCAGCCACAGGCGAUAUUUUGUCCUGAGAGAAGGAAGUCACAUUGGGCCGAGUCGACUGGAGUGGUACAAGAGCCAGGAGAAGUUCACAGCGAUGCAGAAGUCUGCUAGCAAAGCUGCGCUAUUCGGGUCGAGCAAGCAAGGGGUGAUUUACCUGCGAUGCUGUCUCGGUGUGAGUCGGACCGGCAGUUCCAGGAAAGGCCACACGGUGGCGUUGUAUGCCAGGGAUCAGACCAUGGUGCUGGUGGUGGGGGACCAGCAGGAACAAGAAGCGUGGUACUUUGCCAUUAAGACACUAAUGGAGGAGGAGCGAAAGGAUGAUGAGCACAGAGAAGGGUGUGAUGAAGAUGAUGAUGGUUAUUGUACUCUACCCCCUGCUGCUUUCUUCAAAGAGGUCUGGCCCGUCUCCGUGAAAGCCAGAGGUCUGGGUCGCUCAAAGUCCCUGACCGGUGAGUCUCGGCUUUGCCUCACAGCUACGUCGCUCAUCCUGGUCAGAGUGACAACCUGCAGCGAUUUGCCAUCGGUUCCCAUACCUCUGCUGAGCGUGCGGCGCUUUGGACACUUGGACGGCUCGUUCUUUGUGGAGCUUGGCAGGUCGGCGCCCGAUGGUCCAGGGGAGAUCUGGAUGGAAGCGAGAGACCAAGGUAACACAGCGAUUGCCCAGCAAAUCCACGAGGCAGUGCGGGAGGCGGUGCGGGCCCUGCGAGCUCUUCCUGACUUCAGCCGGUCACCAACUUCCAACCCCAGUCAGCCUCAAGCACUUGUGUUCUCCAAACGCAGCAGACCCAAAUACAGAGACAAGCCGCUUACUGCGAGGCCGCCAAGUUCUCUCCUGGUCCACCCGCCCAGGAACUCUGACAUCCAGACGAGUCCCGCACCGGCUUACGAAAAUCCUUGCAAACCGGACAGAACCCUGUCUGACUCCAGUGUCAGCCCUCUUAGAGCCCAGCGGGAGUCCAGCUCCUCUGAGUCUACGGGCAGCUACAAGGAAAAGAUGAUGGAGCAAUGCAGGGUGGAGACCUGGGAGCAGGGAGAGGAGCAGCAGGGAGGCCGAGGCUACAUGAUGAUGUCCCCGCAGGGCAGCCACAGCUCGUCUCUGUCGCUUCAGGAUGAUUACAUGACCAUGGCGAGUCCACCGAAAUGCCACUGGCCCCCAUCAUCUUCAACGUCAUCUCUCCUUUCCAAGUCAUUCAACAGCUCCGCCUCUGACUCUCCUGUGCAGACAUCACAUCAGCCCCUCUGGCUGCUGACGUCAGUCCAACAGCCAGAGAUGACCAUCAACCCGGCACUGAUCACGGCCUCACCUCCCUCUCCUGCGCACAGUAUUGUCACAAGUCGACCAGGUUGUACCAGGCCAGUGCAAACGGGUGCAAAAUCUGAUACACGGCAAGUGUCAAGUGAAACUGUCCCAGACCAACCUGCUGUUAGAAGAUCCCGCCUGUCCUCCUGUCUGCUCUCUUGUUUACAAGCUGAGGAAAGAUCCUGAGUGUCUAUGAUCUCAAAGAUGAGUGACAACGAUGUUUCUGGGUGUCAUGGUUCACUAAAUCAGCUUGUGAAUCAUGUGAUCUUCUGCAUCUGUUGAGCAAAGUACAGAUUCAUUCAUGUUUUCUCUGGUGCUAAAAGUAUAUUUUGAGAUAUGUCUACGCCUCGGAUAAUGGACCUAUGAGGUUUAGAAAAAUAAUAUAUUUUUUGCUGACAAUUUAAGUCCAUUAUUUGAGAAUUUAUUUAGUAUGUGUUUGAUAUGUUUGUUUUUCGAAGAAUCUGUGAAUUCACAACACUUAAAAGAUGUUGCACUAGCAUAUAAUGUUAUUAAAAGAAAAAAAUAAA